AUGAAAGGAGAGUGUCAUCCUUUGCUGAGAGGUGGAAGAAGAGGAGAAGGAAAACAGAAACACAAAUUAUCUUCAGCUGAGAUGGAAUCACUGGGAAGCAUAUGUGAGACUCUGUUGCCUCCUCUGCAGUUGGAACAUUUUCACACUCCCAAAAAUAACCCUAAAACGAAGGCUUUGCACUUCUUUUGGAAGGCUUCUGGAUCUCAAUUCUCUGUGCCUGACCAGAUUGCAGAGAUAUUGAUGAAAAGAGCUUUAAAAGAAGCAGUGAUACUGGUGAGAGUGAUUCUAUGGAUGCUGUCAACAAGGUUGGGUACUUUGUUGCUAUGUGGGUCCCUCUGUAUGAGUAACAAAUGGCCCUUCAUCAAUAGCUUCUCAAACAUUUCCUUAGACAACAGAGAAAAGGUUCUGCAGAAAUGGCUCAAGCAUCGGUUCCUCACACCGAUAAGACUUGCAUUCAUUUACGUCAAAGUCCUUUGCAACUUUGUUUUCUUCUCUCAGUGUGAUGACAAUGGUGAAAACCCAGCAUGGGAAGCUAUGGGAUAUCAUGUUGACAUUGAGGGGAACACAUGCAACGUUCACAAAGAGAGGCCUCUUGAAAAGGGAAUAGUGGAAGCUAUGAAAGAGAGUAAAUUGAGUCUGUCUCAGUCUCUUGCUCAGAAAGGCCUUGAGGUUUCUGUGGAUGAUAAGAACAACAUUCUCAAAAUCAAAUGUGAUGUAGUAAUUGUUGGGUCUGGUUGUGGUGGAGGAGUUGCAGCUGCUGUUCUUGCAAGUUCAGGCUUGAAGGUGCUUGUUCUUGAGAAGGGUAACUAUUAUACUCCAAGUGAUUAUUCUUCUCUAGAAGGGCCCUCUUUGAAUGAACUUUAUGAGUUAGGAGGAACUUUUGCAUCAUGGGAUGGGAAGAUGGCAAUUCUUGCAGGGUCAACAGUGGGUGGUGGUUCGGCUGUUAAUUGGGCAGCAUCUAUUAGAACACCAGAUUUUGUGCUCAAGGAAUGGGCAGAGAAUUACAAGCUAUCACUCUUUUCAAGCCGUGAAUAUCUUUCUGCCAUGGAUGUGGUGUGUCAAAGGAUUGGUGUAACAGAUAAAUGUGUAGAGGAAGGGCUCCAGAACCAAGUACUAAGAAAAGGUUGUAAGAAUCUUGGCCUGCAAGUUGAUUAUGUGCCAAGAAACUCAUCAGAACAUCAUUACUGUGGGUUUUGCAACUAUGGUUGUAGAAGAGGAGAAAAACAAGGAACUGAAGUCACAUGGCUUGUUGAUGCUGUGGAUCAUGGUGCAGUAAUACUAACAGGAUGCAAAGCUGAAAGGUUCAUAUUGGGAAAGAACAAGGGAAGAUGUGGAAGAAGAAAGAAAUGCUUAGGAGUGAUGGCAAAUGUUCUAACAAACAAUAUCACUAUGAAACUCCAAGUUGAGGCCAAUGUGACAGUUUCAGCAUGUGGGGCUCUUUCCACACCCCCUUUAAUGAUCUCAAGUGGAUUAAAGAACAAGAACAUUGGCAAGAACCUUCAUCUCCAUCCAGUGCUAAUGGCAUGGGGAUAUUUUCCAGACUCAAUUUCUGAUCUCAAGGGUAAAAACUAUGAGGGAGGAAUAAUCACUUCUGUCCACAAGGUGCUAUCUAAGGACUCCAAAGUAAAAGCUAUAGUUGAAACUCCAGCAAUGGGGCCUGGAGCAUUUUCUACAUUGUUUCCUUGGAAGUCUGGACUUGACUUCAAAGAAAGAAUGCUCAAAUAUUCAAGGACUGUGCAAUUGAUCACAAUUAUUAGGGACAAGGGUUCUGGACAGGUUAGGAGUGAGGGUAGGAUACAUUAUGAGUUAGAUGAAUCAGACAAAGAGAACAUCAAGGAUGGACUACAACAGGCACUGAGGAUUCUAGUAGCAGCAGGAGCUGUUGAAGUAGGUACCCACAGAAGCGAUGGACAGAGAAUUGAGUGUAAUGGGAAUAAUGAAAAGGAAGUGAAGAAGUUUGUGGAAUCAAUAUAUGCAACAGGAGGGUCAAUGUCACAUGAAGAAAAAUGGAGUAUUUAUAGUUCUGCACACCAAAUGGGGAGUUGUAAGAUGGGCAUGACUGAAAAGGAAGGUGCUGUUGAUGAGAAUGGGCAUAGUUGGGAAGCAGAAGGCCUGUUUGUGUGUGAUGCCAGUUUGCUACCAACUGCAGUUGGUGUUAAUCCCAUGAUAACUAUUCAGUCUACUGCAUAUUGUAUUGCAAAGGGAAUUGCAGCCUUUUUGAAAACAAAAUAA
Abrus precatorius (Indian licorice) is the source of this 2232-nucleotide messenger RNA. RefSeq names its product long-chain-alcohol oxidase FAO1. Gene Ontology annotation, molecular function: long-chain-alcohol oxidase activity; flavin adenine dinucleotide binding. NCBI's taxonomy places the organism in Eukaryota, Viridiplantae, Streptophyta, Magnoliopsida, Fabales, Fabaceae. Bases 1 to 2232 code for a protein of 743 amino acids. The transcript is spliced from 3 exons. The record is from RefSeq and is a predicted model, not a curated record.